CUCAAGCCUCCCUAUAUUCCAUCCUACGUUUUCUCCAUUGGAGACUUCUACCAUUGCCACAAACCUGUUCCUUAUAUGCAAACGUCUAAAACUGAAGCCAACCUACUCUUCUAAACACUUAAUAUUCCCCUUUUUCUACAGAGUACACACUUUUAUCUUCUCCCUAUCUCUUCUCUUUCUACUACAAAUUUAAACUCUCCUGUUCUCUCUAUACCUCUCCCUCUUAUCUACUGCUUUCACUAUGCCUUCAAGACUCACUGACGCCUUUAGAGCCCACCCUGUCCAUCUCCAUCACAAGCAUCUUGACUUUACCUCUCUCCAAGAACUACCUGACUCCUACAAAUGGACUCAACUCGACGACCAUGCUCACUACCCUUCUGGCGGUGCCGAAUCCGUUCCGGUUAUCGAUCUUUCUGACCCCAAUGCUUUUAAAAAGAUAGGCCAUGCAUGCAAAACCUGGGGUGUGUUUCAAGUCACAAACCAUGGUUUUCCAUCUACUCUUCUUGAUAACACUGAGAAAGCUAGCAAGAGUCUUUUCUGUUUACCUAUACAGCAAAAGCUGAAAGCAGCUAGAUCACCUGAUGGAGUUUCAGGCUAUGGUAUAGCAAGAAUUUCUUCAUUCUUCUCAAAGCUCAUGUGGUCUGAAGGAUUCACCGUAGUUGGAUCACCAGUAGAGCAUUUUCGCCAACUUUGGCCUCAAGAUUACACUCAAUUCUGUGAUAUAAUUGAAGAAUACCAGAUGGAGAUGCAAAAGUUGGCUGCAAGGUUGAUGUGGUUAAUGUUGGGCUCUCUCGGCAUAACCAAAGAAGACGUCAAAUGGGCUGGCCCAAAAGGCGACUUCGAAGGGGCUUCCGGUGCCUUACAAUUCAAUUACUACCCAGCUUGCCCAGAUCCGGAUCGAGCCAUGGGUCUUGCUGCUCAUACUGACUCAACUCUACUCACCAUCCUCCACCAGAACAGUACUAGUGGGUUGCAAGUUCUAAGAGAGGGAACCGGGUGGGUCACCGUUCCUCCGAUUCCUGGUGGGCUAGUAAUCAAUGUAGGAGACCUUCUUCACAUCUUAUCAAAUGGGUUGUACCCGAGUGUUCUCCACCGAGCAGUGGUUAACCGGACCAAACACCGGUUGUCCAUGGCUUAUCUCUACGGGCCGCCAUCAAGUGUUAAAAUUUCACCCUUAUCAAAACUAGUAAGCCCAAGUCAACCACCUCUGUACCGGCCAGUCACUUGGAAUGAGUACCUUGGCACUAAAGCUAAGCACUUCAACAAAGCACUAUCUUCUGUUAGGGUAUGUGCUCCUCUAAAUGGGUUAGUUGAUGUAAAUGACCAUAGUAAUAGGGUAAAAGUAGGGUAGGGAUUAAUAAUUAAUCUCUUGUUGUAAUUCAUCCAAUUUUGUCUUCUUUUUUAAUUAAUCUUCAAAGAUUUUGAUGGACAA
Hevea brasiliensis (rubber tree) is the source of this 1432-nucleotide messenger RNA. Its product is annotated as gibberellin 3-beta-dioxygenase 1. Gene Ontology annotation, molecular function: gibberellin 3-beta-dioxygenase activity. Gene Ontology annotation, biological process: gibberellin biosynthetic process; response to light stimulus. NCBI's taxonomy places the organism in Eukaryota, Viridiplantae, Streptophyta, Magnoliopsida, Malpighiales, Euphorbiaceae. The coding region runs from base 242 to 1351 and encodes 369 amino acids. The record is from RefSeq and is a predicted model, not a curated record. The transcript is spliced from 2 exons.